CUCUGGCUGUCCUUCAGCGAGUGAAAGGGAGUACAGUACAAUAGGUGUGAGGCUGAGAUGGUUGACGUCACAGGAACCACCCAGCCGCCAGGGGCUUGAUCUCCAGUAUCCCUUGAGCGUGAAGUCCCCCUAAACAACUUCGCCCAGACAAAUCCAACCCAACUUGAGCAUGCCCAUAUCACGUCUCAUCCUGCGAAGCGCGAGCCUCCUCUCAACGACGAAACAGACACGAUUCCCAACACCCAGCCUCCAACUCUCACACAAGGUCUCACACCAACAGCCAGCACCACCAUCACUAUUCCUCCUAGCACAGCGCGCCAUGACCCUCCACAUGCAGGGACGCUGCGUUUGCCAGCGGCUGCAGUACUCGCUGGACCUCGGCUCGCCCGACGAGGCGCGCACGACGCUCUGCCACUGCCGCAGCUGCCGACGCGCCUUCGGCACCAACUACGGCCUGACGGCCAAGGUGCCCGUGCAGGCGUUCCGGUACGACCGCGGCAGCCCGCGGAAGCACAAGCAGGAUAACGGGGUGACGCGCGAGUUCUGCGAGAACUGCGGCGCCUACAUCUGCGAAUAUGGCGAGGAGGCGGCCGACAAGUUCCGCUACGUCAUGUGGGGGUCGCUGGACGAGCCCGACAGGAUCCCGCCCAAGGGCGAGUUCUUCUGCAAGAGCCGGGCCGACUGGAUGCCCGAGAUCCCAGGUGUGUUUCACAAAAGGGAGAUAAAGGAGUGAGUGAACAACACGCAACUCGCCACGGAGUGACGGCGUUUGGGGUGGAAGGGAUGGAGGGGCUGAGGCUUAUUGAGUUGUGAGUUCCGCGCAUUCUAGGUUUCAAGCACCGUCUGGUGGUCUGCCUGUCUGUCUGUCUCUAGCUGCGAGGAGAAACCCAGUUGAAACGCGGGUGUUGCCCCAAGGCGGGCAAACCUGGA
This is a messenger RNA of Thermothielavioides terrestris NRRL 8126, 930 nucleotides long. RefSeq lists its product as uncharacterized. Gene Ontology annotation, molecular function: carbon-sulfur lyase activity. The transcript has 3 exons. Lineage: Eukaryota; Fungi; Ascomycota; Sordariomycetes; Sordariales; Chaetomiaceae. The record is from RefSeq and is a predicted model, not a curated record. Bases 320 to 733 code for a protein of 137 amino acids.